UGAAAUGAGUACUGGACACUUCCAACUGAACCUGAAUACAUGAUGRGUUUAAUCAUGGCAUYUUUUCUCUCYGCAGCUCUGCUGUUGCUGGUUCCCGGGAUCCUGACUGAAAAGUCUUCCAUUGAGUUGGUGGUGGUCAACAGCAUCUCAAACACACCCAAUCAGACCUACAGUACUGAUGUCGCAUUCAGAGGAGUCCUUAUCGGUGCCAUGAGGAGGCUGCAGGGGACCAGUGCAGGAUUCAAUUUCACCUACACAGAGGACCGCAACUAUGGUCCCUUCCUGGUGAGUGUGAAUGGUGUAGCCGGGAACAAUACUGAAAACACUUUCUGGGAGCUCCUUGUUCAGACUGGGGGGAAUGGGACCACGAUCAGACCUGAUGUGGGUAUUGGCUGUUACAUCCCUGAACCAAAUGACCGCAUCAUCCUAAGAUUUACUGUGUUCAACUCGGGCUCGCACUCCGUGAGUGGCAACAGUUCGAAUCCUGGGAACCUGACAGCAGGAAACACUUCCAGACUAGAUUCCAUUGAGCUGGUGGUAGUCAACAACAUCUCAAACACAACCAACAAGACCUACAGUACUGACAUUGCAUUCAGAGGGGUCCUUAUCGGUGCCAUGAGGAGACUGCAGAUCAAUUCAGGAUUCAAUUUCACCUAUACAGAGGACCCCAACUAUGGCCCCUUCCUGGUGAGUGUGAAUGGUGUGGCUGGGAACCUUACUGAGAAAACCUUCUGGGAGCUCCUGGUUCAGACUGGGGGGAAUGGGACCACAAUCAGACCUGAUGUGGGUAUUGGCUGCUACAUCCCAAAACAAAAUGACCGCAUCAUCCUGAAUUUUACAAUGUUCACCACAAACUCCGCGAGUGGCAGUGGUACGAAUCCUGGUGUGUUGUUGUUUUUGGUGUGUUUGUUUUUUGUUUUCUGAUCUAAGCUUAACCCUUGCCUCAGUGACUACCAUACAUAACCCUAAAACACUAACUAACCCCAUACCUUCGUCACUACCUGUCACGUUCCUGACCUUAUUUCCUUUGUUUAGUCUUUGUUUAGUUGGUCAGGACGUGAGCUGGGUGGGCAU
Salvelinus sp. IW2-2015 is the source of this 1074-nucleotide messenger RNA. RefSeq lists its product as uncharacterized. The record is from RefSeq and is a predicted model, not a curated record. NCBI's taxonomy places the organism in Eukaryota, Metazoa, Chordata, Actinopteri, Salmoniformes, Salmonidae. Gene Ontology annotation, molecular function: cobalamin binding. Gene Ontology annotation, biological process: cobalamin transport.